CACUCACAAUCUGAUAAACUCUCAUGCUACCAACACUGCUGCAAGGAAACGUCUGUAGUGCAUUUGGGGCACAUAAAUUGAGGGAUUGUUAAAUCCACAGGCUGGUCUGAAAUAAUUAAUACAUUUUGCUUGCUCUGAUUGCUAAGGAGGGACUUGUCUAUUCUUUGAUUAAGAGGUGAACUUUGAUUGAACUUGGCUGGACACUCAUAGUAAUUCCUCAAGCAUUACCACUUUUUUGAGACCGUUCUUUGGCCAUCAUGUACAGCAGUGGCUACUCCCCGGUCUUCAAGGGCAGCCCCGCGAGCCAGAAGAAGAUGCAGUACCGCUCAAAGGGCAAGAGCUGCGGCUACUACAUGCGCAUUGUCUUCUUCUUCUCUUCGCUCAUUCAGUCUCUUAUCAUUGUCAGCCUUGUGCUCUUUCUGUACUAUGGUAAGACGCAGGACUCGGCGUCCACGUCUCGAAUCCAAGACCUGGAGGAAAGCUUUAGCCGACUCUCCAUAGAGAAUGUCCUCCUGAAGGGGCAGAGGAAGAACCUGACCAAUUUGCUCAACGCCACCCUGAUUGAGAAGGCUCGCAAUGACUGGGACCUGGCUGAAUUCCGCAUCCAUGCCAACAUCUCGUGGUUUUUUAUCAAUCGUACUGAGGAGGAGAAGAAACAAUGCUCUGAGGAAUUGAAACUUUGCAAAAACCAAUGUCUGUAUGGUCCCAGAAUCCAAACAUAUUCUCUUCAAGGUAACUGUGGUCAUUCGACUGAACAGCUAAAGGCCAAGCUCGAACUUGUGGAGUCCAACUUCACACAGACAAUUAACAUAUUGAAAAGGGAAAUGGGCCAGACUGUCAAAGAGAGGGACAACUUUAACUUGGAGGCCAUCCGUCUGCGUAGGGAAAAAUCCUCAUAUAAAAUGGAAGUGGAAUUCUGUAAACAAAAAUGCAAAGAUGACUUUUCCCAGUCCUUGAGUGGUAUCUCCAACGUCUCCAAGGCUUUUCUGGGGAAGAUUGACUCCCUUUUCCCUUCACACAUCGCCUUCCAGAUCACCUGUCCGAAGCAGAGGGAACACCUGGAGCAGAUCCGCACCAAUUGCACCAGGCUGUCCAUGGAGGUGGAGGAAAGGUUCCAGCAUUACCUGAAUAAUGUGGGAGAACAGGUGUCAAUCAUCCAGGCUGAGAGUAGUCACUUGAAGGCAGAAAACAUUCUACUGUCUGAAGACUUCCGCAGAUGCAGCACAAACCGCACAGGUCUUAUCGAGGAGCACACGCAGAACUUAAACAAGCUGCAGAAGAAGCAUGAUCAGGACAAGGAGAAACUCCUAAUGGACAAGAUCGGGCUUAAUGAAGCUAUAGUUGUCUUGAACAACAAUGUCAAGUAUCUCAGUAAUUUGAUUGAUCAACUUAAAGAGGAAAAUAAGAAGCUCAAUAUGUCAUGCUCAACUAAGACAGGAUUACAUGUACCUUCCGGUGGCUCGCCCUAUGGGACAGAGGUAGUUGGAAUUGGAUCUUAUGGGUUUAAUAAGCCAGUAUCGACUGGGACAGGCACCUCAAGCUCUUCAUCAGGGUCAAGAAGCUCCUCUGUAUCAACAUUCAAUAAGCUGCCAUCAUCUGGUACCAGUUCUUCAAGUUCCUCAUCAGGGUCAGGUAGCUCCCUUGGAUCAACAUUACAUAGGCCAGUAUCAUCUGGUACCAGUUCUUCAAGUUCCUCAUCAGGCUCAGGUAGCUCCCUUGGAUCAAUAUUACAUAGGCCAGUAUCAUCUGGUACCAGUUCUUCAAGUUCCUCAUCAGGCUCAGGUAGCUCCCUUGGAUCAAUAUUACAUAGGCCAGUAUCAUCUGGUACCGGAACUUCAAGUUCCUCAUCAGGCUCAGGUAGCUCCCUUGGAUCAAUAUUACAUAGGCCAGUAUCAUCUGGUACCAGUUCUUCAAGUUCCUCAUCAGGGUUAGGUAGCUCCCCUGGAUCAACAUUCCAUAGGCCAGCAUCAUCUGGUACCGGAACUUCAAGUUCAAGUGGUUCAGGUUCAAACAAACCAGCACUGACUAGCAGACUUGAUGAUGGCUUAAAUAAGCCAACAUCAAGUCUGAAAAGCUCUUCGUCCUCUGGGUUAUCCUCUGGGUCAUCCUCUGGGUUAUCCUCUGGGUCAUCCUCUGGGUUAUCCUCUGGGUUAUCCUCUGGGUUAUCCUCUGGGUCAUCCUCUGGGUCAUCCUCUGGGUCAUCCUCUGGGUCCACCAGCAAAAGUAGUUCCAGCUCCUGAUUUAGUUGGCGUGGGUUUGGGAGCAAUAACUCAGGCCAAAGUAAGACAGGAAGUGGAACAGGGAAAGGAACAUCGACUGGGAAUAUUAAUAGUGGACUUGGACAAUCCUUUGGUGCAGGAAGAACGAGUGGACAUGGAGGUGGCUCAAUCAGUGUUUCUCAGCACUUGAAGAAUCUGCAGCGCAUCAUCAACCCCUCUGGCUCAGAGGAGAAACAAGAUCUCUCCAGAAUGUUGGGUUAGACUAUCUUAAUGGGGAAAAACAAGAAAAAAAGAUGUAUCUCCCACUGCAUCUAUAAUGUGCAGCUAAAUGUAAACCUCUCAUAUUGAGUGCAUAUUUUAUAUCAAUAAAUACACCAUAUAUUAUACAGUGUUUGUGACAAUUUGUACUUCAGUAUGUAUUUUGAAAAGUAUUUUGAAUAACUCUUGCACUUUUUAAUGUAAAAUGUGAAGUUUGUGUAUAGCUCUGUCAGUAUGGUCAUGGAGGUGAAGAGAAGAGCACGACUCCAAAAGGUGUGCAAAAUAGAAAUAUUUUUUAUUCUUGCUUCCCCACGACAUGGUUGCCUCCACCAUACACCCCACAACAACACAGAAUGACUGCCUUUUAUAGACGGCUUCGACCUUAAUUGACUGGGUCGUACCAUCCCAGGGUUACCCUUACAACAUUGAAUGUUUAGCACACCAUUAACAUUCAAUAUAUAAAUACCCAGUAAAUAAAUCCCCACAAUAAAUACAUCAUUAUAAAUAAACAUAUUUGUUACGUGCCGGGCAGGCUGUACUUUUGUUUCUUGCCUCCUGCUCUUUUCUCUACUCCCUGUCAUUCACUACAGCUAAUCAGCAGCUGAUCAGUACCUGCCUGGGCAUCUCUGACUGAUGACUGAUUGGCUCCUCUCACCCUCAGCUGACCAAUCAGCACCCAGGACCAGCCAUAAAGGAGACAACCAGGAAGCCUUCUGGGGGUCUCACUGCUGGGCCUGCUGCUGACUGGAGAGCCUCAAUUUGACUGUGUGUUAAAUUACUGUGACAAUUGUGUAUCCUGUGCUAUAUGUUGUGACUGUGUGUGUGUGGUGGGAGGUGGAGGAGUUAGGUAAGUUUGGGGUACCCUUUACAUCUCAUCACGUAGAUAACAUAUGUUAGACACACUAGGUUAGCGGAUUGUUGCCACCCCUGUAUUUUGCUUUGUCCACUUAUUAGUAGUUCAGGAAGUGAGGGUUUUUGUUUGGGUUUGUUUCAGAAGAGAUAUGUAGAGAUAGGCCUGGUUGUUGUUAUAUUUAUUUCUUUUAUUUGGCACAAACUCCCUUGUCUCCUCCUCCUCCUCCUCCUCCUCACCUGAAGAACAUUUGUUGUUCAUUCUUUAGUGAUUAGAAAUAAACAUUGUCUGUCUUAA
Messenger RNA from Eleginops maclovinus (Patagonian blennie), 3624 nucleotides. RefSeq names its product plasmalemma vesicle associated protein a (gene plvapa). Bases 258 to 2240 code for a protein of 660 amino acids. Lineage: Eukaryota; Metazoa; Chordata; Actinopteri; Perciformes; Eleginopidae. The transcript is spliced from 6 exons. The record is from RefSeq and is a predicted model, not a curated record. Gene Ontology annotation, biological process: regulation of vascular permeability; positive regulation of cellular extravasation.